Molecule: messenger RNA, 2990 nt
Organism: Cajanus cajan (pigeon pea)
Lineage: Eukaryota; Viridiplantae; Streptophyta; Magnoliopsida; Fabales; Fabaceae
Product: BEL1-like homeodomain protein 1
Biological process (GO): regulation of DNA-templated transcription
Molecular function (GO): DNA binding
Source: RefSeq, a predicted model, not a curated record
CCUCCACCCGCUUCUUGUCCAUCAUCAUCAUCCUCCUUUUUUCUUUUUCUUUUUCUCAUUAAACAAACAAUUAAUUAAGCUUUGCGGAAGGAGACGUUUCCUCGUUUUUCAGCUGUUUGUAUCUUCUGACACACCUUGAUUGCAUUUUCAUUAUAUAUUUUUAUAGAUUUCUCAACACAGAACUGCUCUCUCUCUCUCUCUCUCUCUCCCCAAAAGUUCUUAGUUGCUCAUCAAAGGGUGUUUGUUUGCUUGGCUUGUGCAUCAAAUGAUUUGAAAAGAGAGGGUCAAAUCAAGGGAAGUUCCCCCUGUUUUGAUCUAUUCACAGUUGGAGUGGAAUUGCAGCGGAUUUGAGUCUGACAGAGAGCUUUCCUCUUUGUAAGUGAAGCGACCGAUGAAAUCCCAAACAUAGAUACAUCACAUAUGCACGUUGACAGUUCAGGAAACGAUCAUGAAGCACGUGCGCCUCCCAAUUUCCCUCACACCAGGGUUCUUUUGAGAGAGAGCCUACCUAACGAGCAUCAAUUAUUGGGAGUUGCGUUGAUGGGUUGAUCCACAAAUCGUUGCAAGAUUCAUCGCAGUGCUCUCUUUUCAGUGAAGUAACAACCUAUUUUACCCCAAACCGAUGGCGACAUACUUUCAUGGUAACUCCGAAAUCCAAUCAAGUGCCGCCGACGGACUCCAAACACUCGUCCUCAUGAACCCCGGCUACAUCCACUACUCCGACACGCCGUCGCAGCCGCAACCCUCACACGCCGCGGGAAACCUCGUGUUUCUCAACCCCGCCGCCGUCGCCGGCAACAACAACAACUCCUUCAGCCCUCACGCGCCGCCCUCUCAGACCCAACAAUUCGUUGGAAUCCCUCUCCCCGCUUCCCAAGACCUCAACAACCACUCCAUGCACGCGCACCACGACGUCUCGCCCAUGCAUGGCUUCAUGCCUCGCAUGCAGUACAAUCACUGGAACGCGCUUGACCCCGCCUCGGCGGCGCGUGAUACGUCACGCGCGCAACAGGGGCUUUCCUUGGGGCUGGGGCCGUUCCGGGAGGGUCAGGCGCCGGCCAUGUCCGGCGACGACCUGCGCGUGUCCGGCGGGUCGCCGUCUUCGGCUUCUGGGGUUACCAACAACGGUGCUUCCGGCAUUCAGAGUGUGCUUUUGAGCUCGAAGUACUUGAAGGCAGCGCAUGAGCUUCUAGAAGAGGUUGUGAAUGUUAACAUUGGGAUUGGCUCUGAGUUGGGAAAAAAGACCAAGGUGAUGGGAGAAUCAUCCGCAGCUGGUAGUGGAGAUGGUUCAGUUGCUGGGGAUGGAAAUGGCAAGCGUAGUUCUGAGUUAUCAACUGCAGAAAGACAAGAAAUUCAGAUGAAGAAAGCUAAGUUAAUCGGCAUGCUUGAUGAGGUGGAGCAAAGGUACAGGCAGUACCACCAACAGAUGGAGAUUGUGGUGUCUUCGUUUGAGCAAGCUGCGGGGAUUGGUUCUGCGAGGACAUACACUGCUCUUGCAUUGCAAACAAUCUCGAAGCAGUUUCGGUGUUUGAAAGAUGCGAUUGCAGGGCAGGUUCGUGCUGCUAAUAAGAGCUUAGGAGAAGAUGACUGCUUUGGAGGCAAAAUAGAAGGUUCUAGGCUCAAAUAUGUGGACCAUCAUCUUCGGCAACAGAGAGCUCUCCAACAAUUGGGAAUGAUCCAGCACAACGCUUGGAGACCCCAGAGAGGAUUGCCUGAAAGAUCCGUUUCUGUUCUUCGUGCUUGGCUCUUCGAACACUUCCUCCACCCAUAUCCCAAGGAUUCGGACAAGCACAUGCUCGCAAAACAAACGGGGCUAACUAGGAGCCAGGUUUCGAAUUGGUUUAUUAAUGCUCGAGUUCGGCUUUGGAAGCCAAUGGUGGAGGAAAUGUACUUGGAGGAGAUGAAGGAGCAUGAACAGAAUGGUUCUGAGGACAAAUCAAGCAAGAGCAAUGAAGAUUCUGGUAUGAAAAUGGGAGCUCCACAAGAGAAAGGUCCUUCCAAUGAAACCGAGGCUAUAAGUUUCAAUCCCAAACAAGAGGUUUCUAAGAGCCAGAACACUGCUAUGGUUUCAGUUUCUAGACCACCGACAUCCCCGAUUGGUGGGAAUGUGAGAAACCAAUCAGGAUUCAGCUUCAUGGGGUCAUCAGAGCUAGAAGGGAUCGCACAAGGAAGUCCCAAGAAAGCAAGGAACCAUGAGAUGAUGCAUUCCCCAAAUAGUGUCCCUUCAAUUAACAUGGAUGUGAAGCCCAAUGAGGGAAGCAAUGAGCAACUCUCAAUGAAAUUUGGAGAUGAAAGGCAAGGCAGAAACGGGUCCUCCUUCAUGGGAAACCAAACAAACUUCAUUGGUGGCUUUGGACAGUAUCCAAUUGGUGAUAUUGGAAGGUUUGAUGCAGAGCAGUUUACACCAACACCAAGGUUUACAGGUAAUGGUGUUUCCCUCACUCUUGGUCUUGACUCAUUACCAGGAACACAUCAAACGUUUCUCCCAAACCAAAACAUUCAACUAGGAAGAAGCUUGGACAUUGGUGAACCACAUGAGUUUGGUGCCAUAAACACUUCCUCUCCUCACUCUACAGCUGCUUAUGAGAGUAUCAGCAUGCAAAACCCAAAGAGGUUUGCUGCACAAUUGUUGCCAGACUUUGUUACCUAAAUAAGACAUUGAAACUAAGGUGAGCAAUGUGGUAGCACACUGCUAGUGCUCGUUGUUUCUGAGUCGCUCACAAUUUCUUCAUAGUCCCCUGCUUAUGUGGGGAGUGAUGAAAAAUUGUAGUGUAAAGAAAGAAGGAAUUUUACUUUAGUAUAGGUUUAUACCCUGCAUAGAACCAUUUGAGUUCUUAGAUAGCUUAGGAUUUGAAAGUAUAUGGUUGAGGUUGUAUAUUAUUUUUGUAAGUUCUGAAGGUGGGAUAGAUGGAUUGUUGUCAUAAAUUUUAAUUUGGUAAAAGAUACCAAUAUAUCUUCGAUUGAAAAUAUAUGUUGUGGUGUUUUACAUA